Messenger RNA from Rotaria sp. Silwood2, 1359 nucleotides. The record is from the annotation of a GenBank genome assembly. Lineage: Eukaryota; Metazoa; Rotifera; Eurotatoria; Philodinida; Philodinidae.
AUGACGUCAUGGCUUGUAUAUCCAUCGUCACCAUCGGGUAAUGGUCGUCUUAUUGAGCUUGCCGGUAUUGAUUUGUGGAUUUGUGCACGCAUCGAUAAUGCAUUUGUUUAUCCAUCUGAGUUGGAUGUUAAUCGAUUCAAAGAUGCACUUAGUCGUACUCUCGCAAUAUGGCCUUUAGUGUGCGGUCGUUUCCUCGUAUUCGAAAAUGGACGAUAUGUGAUCGAAAUGUCUGACAAUCCCAUUCCGGUAAACUAUGCUGAAAACCAUGAACUGACUAAAUGGCCAAAUGACAUGAAUAUUGUUCUUAAACUUAAUAAAAAUUCACUUACCACAUUUAUUGAUGAAGUACAAACUAUGAAACUGAUAUCCGGUUCACGAGAAGAACCACUCGUUUAUUUCAAACUAACUCGUAUCGUACAAAGUGGUGAAUGGGUAUUAGGAGUAAGUUGGGAGCACUUACUUGGUGAUGCUGCAUCUUGCUUACAUUUUCUAAACACUUUAUCACGUAUCUAUCAACAAUUGACACCACUCGAACCGGUACCUGUAUUCGAAAGACGUCUAUGGCGACAAGAUGAAGCAGAUCAAUCUCUCUUACCUGUAAUGAAGCAGUUACGUGAUGCUUUAGCACUAAAAGAUAUGUUAAAAAAAUUUAUGGGCAUACAAGAAAAGUACGACCAAGUGAAUUUACAUUUCUCAGGCGAGCAGUUAAUCAAAUUACGUGAAUUAGCUGGUGGAAAUAAUAUAACUAUUAAUGACUCGCUCAUAGCAUACAUUAUUGUCACACUCAACACAUAUUGUUAUGAAAAUGAUGAUCAACAUCUUAUUUUACGUACAAAUAUCACUGUUAACUAUCGUGGGGUUUUGGAUUCGAUUGCUCCAGUCGGACAAAUUUCGAAUGCUAUUUUCAUGAUGCUUUCUGAUAAUUUUGAUGAUCCAUUUUCAUUAUCAAGCGUUUCCAAAACUAUUCGUUUUUCAAUUAUUCGAUCACGUGAUCCGAUAUUUCUCGCGUCAUGGCUUGCCACUGCUGAUGGAUUAAUGAAAAGCAUAACUCGUAAUAAUCUAACACCGAAUGUAGGGUAUUUCGCCAAUGAAGUGACCGUGAAUUCGAAUUUUCGAUAUGAUUGGGUUGAUCUAGUCGAUUUUGGUUACAAAGAUAAGUGUCGAGUAUUUACAGCAUGGACUGGUCCUUUAUAUUUUCGUGUAUUUCGAUUAAAUCCAGUAGAAGAUGGUUACGGAGGUUUCAAACGUGAUCAACAUGGAGCCGAAGUUGCUUUUCUAAUAGAAAAAGACAAGAGAGAUGUAUUUCUUCGUGCAUGGCAGAAAGAUAUUGUUGAGAAUUUUGUAAAUGUCAAAAAAUAA